UCGGCGGCAAGAUCAGAGGACCUUUAGGAACCGGCUCAAGUUUGAAGAAGACGACGACGAAGAAGAAAGCGGACAGAGGGAAAGAGCGAGUGAGGGAGGGAGUGAAUGAAGGGUGGUAAGAAAAGAGUAAAAGAGAGACAGAGGGGGAGGCAAGGUGUGUAGAAGAGAGGAGAGAAGAGAGGAGACAGACAGGUUUGACAGCCGUAAGACUGGUCCAUUAAUCCAUGACCAUGGUCAACUAGAGUGGACCAGCAUCACACCUGGUGCCCACCUCAGCACCUGACUUGACUGCCGGGACUGGACUGGACUGACCCAGAGCGACCGUGAGCUUGACCCUUGGCACAGCGACCUUGUCCUUGACCUUGACACCACACAGCACAGCAGCAAGAAAGGGAGGCGGAGGUCAUCGAGACUCUGGAAGCAUCACCUCUCUUGAGCUGACGUUGUUCUCUUUUUUUUGCUCGUGACCAUCAGCAGCAGGAUGUUUCCCGUGAAGCAGCCCUGGCUCUGCAAAGCCUUAGGUUGCUACGACUGCUGCGUGCGAUGCCUGGGGUCGGUGCCCUACGCCAGCCUGGCCGCCACCCUGCUGCUCUACGCGGGCACGGCGCUCUUCUGUGCCAGUGCCCACCAGGCGCUGGCCCAGACCGAGGUGCUGGUGGAGAUGCACUUUGCCCGCAACAUUCAGGACUACACUCUCCUGGCGUCGUUUAUAACAUACUUCCAGUUUGUUCUGUACGGGCUGGCCGCCUUCUUCUUCCUGUUCGGGGUCAUGCUGCUGGCUGAGGGCUUCUACACCACCAGCGCUGUCAAGCAGAAGUUUGGAGAGUUCAGAAGCACACAGUGUGGCAGAGGCUUGAGUCUGACGUUUGUCAUAUUGACGUACGUCCUGGCCAUCAUUUGGCUGUGUGUGUUCGCCCUGGCCGGCAUCCCGGUCUACUUCUUCUACAACAUGGAAGACACCUGCUACACCAUCAACAUCCUGUCCGAGACCACCACCAGCAUCAACCAGCAUGCCUGGGUCUGCAUGGACGCCAGGCAGUAUAGUUUACUUCCCUGGCACGCCAUGCCCGGCAAAGCCUGUGGGCUAACCCUGGCAGCCAUCUGCAAAACCAGUGAGUUCUUCUGGACCUAUGACCUGUACAUCGCCGCCUUCGCCGGGGCAGGGGUGAUGCUGCUGUCACUGUUCCUGUACCUGGUGGCCACUACUUAUAACUAUGCGGUCCUGCGCUUCCUGGGAAGGAAGGCUCUGCGUUGCUAGGUGCCGCGUCCCCAGACACUCCAUCUUGCCGCUGUGCUUUGCUCUUUGUUGUCGGCUGCCGGGGGUCCGUGGGGAAAUCAUAGCCGAGCUUCAUGAAACUCUCCAUUCCUGAAACACCUGCUCACUGGGUACAAGAAGGGGAAAAAAUAGCCAUCGCUGAGCGAGCCCACGUUUGUUUAAAAAAAAAAAAUACAUGUAUGUGUAUGUAUGUUACAUCACAGCAGCCGUGUUUGAAGGACGGGUUACCAAGAAUGCGAAUGUGAUUUGAAAACCAAUACGAUGUGAUCCCAGUGGUGGCAUGCGGUAAUAGGUACCGCUCACUACCACACAGUUCGAGCAUCAGGGCCGAGAGUUGAAUUCAGCUUUGGCUUGCUGUCUAACGUCAGGUCACCAUCCACUCCACACUCUGCUGGUCACGCCAUCGACACCAGUGGGGAGGUUCCUGACCUCAUGUACCGUAUGUGUCGUACUAUUUCCCCAACGCCUGAGUAUUUUCAUGCCUACAGAAUAUCAGGCUUGGACCUCGGAGGUAACCCAAAUGGCGAUAUUUGUCAUAUUGCUGCUGCUGGACUGGUCUCUGCUGUGCUGCUUUUGUAGCCUUGUUUCAUACAAGUGCCCUAUAUAGCCUUGUGUUUGUAUCUUCUGUGUGUAUAUUGUGUGCCCGUGCUACACACCUUCUGCAGUAUGACUGUGGUUUGACUGUUGGUUUGAAACUGACAGUGGUAACAAUUAUUUAACUACAGUGAGUACAUAAUUGCUAUUGCAUUGUCAAAGCACUGUUCAAAGUGACUUUCAGAUAAUGAUGACAAGAAUUGGUGCUACCAUGCGUGCCUCCUCCACUCUGUGUCUCUCUAUCUUUCUUCCUGUCUUUCUCUGCACACGGCUAAUCUUUUUUUGAGUGUAAACUAAGCACAUACAAAAUGGACUGAGAGUUUUGUCCCCGUAAUAAUGUCACAAUAACAAGCACGUAGUGCAACUCUCUCCAAUACAUUUGGUUAAAUAAUUUGAAUAUUUUGAAUUCUCUGACUGGAAGCAUUCAUUUUCUGCUCUAACACACAGACACUAUACAUGGAAAAGGAUGUGCAAGUGCUCACAUGAAUGUCAGUUGACCUGCAAUUAAUAUGGAAUAAAUUUACAAUUUUAUUAAA
Molecule: messenger RNA, 2406 nt
Organism: Engraulis encrasicolus (European anchovy)
Lineage: Eukaryota; Metazoa; Chordata; Actinopteri; Clupeiformes; Engraulidae
Gene: plp1b
Product: proteolipid protein 1b
Exons: 7
Coding region: 482-1258 (258 amino acids)
Biological process (GO): central nervous system myelination; axon development
Cellular component (GO): myelin sheath; plasma membrane
Molecular function (GO): structural constituent of myelin sheath
Source: RefSeq, a predicted model, not a curated record